Messenger RNA from Aethina tumida (small hive beetle), 1221 nucleotides. Its product is annotated as peroxisomal biogenesis factor 3. The transcript is spliced from 3 exons. Gene Ontology annotation, biological process: protein import into peroxisome membrane. Bases 140 to 1180 code for a protein of 346 amino acids. Gene Ontology annotation, cellular component: peroxisomal membrane. The record is from RefSeq and is a predicted model, not a curated record. Lineage: Eukaryota; Metazoa; Arthropoda; Insecta; Coleoptera; Nitidulidae. Gene Ontology annotation, molecular function: protein-macromolecule adaptor activity.
UAUCUAAAAAAAUCAUAUGUCAUUUGAUUGUUUAUUGUCAUCGGGAAGAAGAAGAUAAUUAUGUGACAAGUCGUGUACUUUGAUAUUAUCAAAAACCGUAUAAUUAAUUUGUUAUAAAUGAACAUAAAGUAAAGUUAGAAUGAGUGUGUUCUCGAAAGUAAAGGACUUUUUUGUGAGAAACAAAAACAAAUUCAUAUUAGGGGGAGUUGUUACAAUCGGCUCUUUGUAUUUUCUUAAAUAUGCACAACAAAGGCUUAAGCAAUGGCAAGAAAAGGAAGCAUUGGAAUUUCUGGAACGCAACAGAAAACAGAAUCAUUUUGAGAGCAUAGAUAGAACAUGCAAUCAAACAAUAUUAAACCUGUCGACCACAUUAAUUGAUGUUAUUUUCAAGAAAGUCAACACUGAUGAUGUUGUAGAAGCACUGAAGUCUAAUCCAGAGAACAAGUUGGAACUGUGGAACACUCUUAAAGUGUUGGUUUUUGUUAAACUUGCUUGUAUUAUUUAUUCUCUUGUUAUAUUGGUGGUGACUCUAAGGAUACAACUUAAUAUUGUUGGAGGAUAUUUAUAUAGAGAGCCUAAUUCUAUUACAACAGAAAUACAGGAAAAAUAUUUGUCACUUUGUCAGACCUUUUUGAACAACACUAUUAAUACUUUGGUAGAUUUAGUUGAAAAAGAGGUUUCAAAAAUUUUGAAAACAUUUGAACUAAACAAGCAAUUGAAACUGAGCGACCUGGAAGGAAUAUUUUGGACAAUACAAACUUCAAUAGCAGCACAUGAACAAAAUCCAAUUGACAAAUUACUAGAGUACAUAAUUCCAGGUGAAAUUCCAAGGGCAUCUGACUUAUACAGCAAUUUAAUAUCUGACACGGCUGAUUUACUGGACUCUGAUGAAGUGAAAUCAAUAUCAACACAUUGUUUGAACAGAGGCUUUGUGCUUUUGGGUGACCAGAUGUCAGAGUUUUAUCUUGGAAAUGAUCCUAAAAUUAAAGAUGUUACUAACAUUGAUCCAAACACUCAAUUUCAAAAUCCUUUUGAUGCCAAAAAGCCUUUGGCAAAACUUUUGCCUAUUUUGAAUGGACUUUUAUUGAAACAGUCCUUUCCACAUAAUUUAGUGCAACAGUUGUUGUCCAAUGAAAAACUUAAAGUAUUAGGAGCUAAUGUCUAUGAGAGUUUAUUGUAAGACUUAUUUUUAUAUGUACAUGUAAAUACAUCUUUUAAAAU